AGCACGUUCGGGAGGCGGGGAGGAUGGUGGUCCGUCUUCGUCCUCCGGACAAAACCGGCGCGAGGGAUAAGGGAAAGAGGCCCAGGAGGGACCCAACGCCCUCGUCACCGGCACCGACCUUGCCCACUCUCCCGUCCUCGCCUGGCGGCACCGGUGACGACCUCAGCAGGGCUGAGUGCAUCCGCAUCAACGACGUGAUGCCGCUCAGUCGUGAUUUCCGCGUGGAAGGAUCCGACGCUGCUAUCGAGGUCGACGGUGACAAGGCCAUGCUCUUGUUCGUCGCUCCCGGUGUGAACGACGAUCUACUCAGGGAAACUGCUCCCUGGAAAGACCGCCUGAACAAGAUCAUCUACCGCGUGUGCGACUUCUUGCACGAGCAAGGCACAAUGAUCGUCCACGUUCCUCACUCCUAUCUACACCAUGGUCGGCGCAUCUCGGGUCAGUGUUGUCUAUUGCUUUUUUUCAGCUGCUUUUUUUCUCUUCUUACGAGCUUUCACGUCAGCAUGGUCGUCGUCGUCUGGGUUUCGAGUUUGUUUUAGCGGGGAAUGGCGUGGAGUUUGGAGGGACUAUCUGGGCGCGAAGAAGAAGACGCUCCCGAUGCCAUUUGUCCCCUUCGUCACGCACGGACUAACAGACGCCGUCCUUGUUCGAUUGUGUCUUGUUGCUUCUUCUUUUCUUCUCUGUUUACCGUGUAGACGCCCUCAAGCAGCCCG
This is a messenger RNA of Ectocarpus sp. CCAP 1310/34, 713 nucleotides long. The record is from the annotation of a GenBank genome assembly. NCBI's taxonomy places the organism in Eukaryota, Phaeophyceae, Ectocarpales, Ectocarpaceae.